This is a messenger RNA of Podospora anserina S mat+, 1698 nucleotides long. RefSeq lists its product as uncharacterized. Gene Ontology annotation, cellular component: nucleus. The record is from RefSeq and is a predicted model, not a curated record. The transcript has 4 exons. Lineage: Eukaryota; Fungi; Ascomycota; Sordariomycetes; Sordariales; Podosporaceae. Gene Ontology annotation, biological process: mRNA processing. Gene Ontology annotation, molecular function: RNA binding. The coding region runs from base 1 to 1698 and encodes 565 amino acids.
AUGUCGGGCCUUGACGUAGAGGCACUGCUCGACUCGACUGCCUCCACCAUCAAGGAGCAGCAGAACACCAAAUCCACGGCCAAUGGCGACUCCCCGCAGGAUGGCAGCCGCAGCGAACGCCGAGAAAACGAUCGGGACCGCGAUGGCGGCAGAGAUAGGGAACCCCGCGAUAGGAAGCGCAGAGAUCGCGACCGUAGUGCCGGCCGCCAUCGCGCUUCGUCCAGCGGCAGAGACACUCCCAGAAGCGACGCUGGCAGCCAUAAGAGUAGGCGCCGUAGCCGAAGCCGUGAUUCGAACCGCCGAGACUCACGUCGUCACAGAGAUGGCGACUACUAUCGCGGAAGCCGCCGUGGUGGCCGCUCCCGUUCCCGCUCCCCCAACCGCUACUACCGACCUCAUGGAGACGACCGCCGCGACCGCGAUCGCCCCAGAGACGAUGACCGCCGUCGCCAUCGUGAUGAUGACAGGCGCGGUGGCCGGACCAGCACUCCCCGCGACUCGCCCCCUCCCCUCACCGAGGACGAGCGCGAUCGUCGCACCGUUUUCGUUCAACAGCUCGCUGCCCGUCUCCGCACCAAGGAGUUGAAGGAGUUUUUCGAGAAGGUUGGCCCCGUUGCUGAAGCACAGAUCGUGAAGGACCGUGUGAGCAACCGCUCGAAGGGAGUUGGUUAUGUCGAGUUCAAGAACGAAGAUUCCGUUCAGGCCGCGUUGCAGCUUACAGGUCAAAAGCUCCUAGGUAUUCCCGUCAUCGUGCAGCUCACCGAAGCUGAGAAGAACCGACAAGUCCGCAACCCGGAUGCCACCGGCAACCACCCCAACUCCAUCCCUUUCCAUCGUCUCUAUGUUGGCAAUAUCCACUUCAGCAUCACCGAGCAGGAUUUGCAGAAUGUAUUCGAGCCCUUUGGCGAACUCGAAUUCGUCCAGUUGCAGAAAGACGACACUGGAAGGAGUCGAGGCUAUGGAUUUGUUCAAUUCCGCGAUGCUACUCAGGCCCGCGAGGCGCUCGAGAAGAUGAACGGGUUUGACCUUGCUGGUCGUCCGAUUCGCGUGGGACUUGGAAACGAUAAGUUUACCCCCGAAUCAACCGCCAACCUGCUGCAGAGAUUCCAGGGCCAGAACCAACAGUUCCAGGGAUCCUCGUUUUCUGGUGCCGGUGGCCGAGGCCCCCCGACAUCGAAUUUUGACCGUGCUGGUGCUAGGGACAACGAGAAGGGCACGGGCGCAAGUGCCUUGGACGACACCGACGUUGCCGGAGUCAACUUUAACAACUACAGCCGCGAUGCCCUCAUGAGGAAGCUGGCCCGAACUGACGAGCCUAUCAGCGCCCCCAGUGAUCGACAGGUCGCCAAGCCCAAGACUGAGAUCAAGCCCAAUCUCCCCAUCAACGUCAACAUGGCCAGCCGCUGUGUGGUUCUCCGCAACAUGUUUGAUCCUGCCGAGCAAGAAGGCGAGGACUGGGCCAAGGAGCUGGAGGAAGAGGUUCGUCAGGAGGCUGAGGAGAAGUAUGGGCACGUUGUCCACAUUUCCCUCGAUCCCAACUCUCCCGGCGACAUCUACUUGAAAUUUGACAAGGUCCAGGGCGGGGAGAAUGCGAUCAAGGGUCUGAACGGCCGGUACUUUGACGGAAGAAUGAUCACGGCUGCGCCUGUUGUAGACGCGGUCUACAGCAGUUUGUUCUCUCGCGUCAAGGCCAUCUAA